AGGGUACCCAGAUGACCCCAUUGAGGCUGAGCUGAUCGAUGAGCGCCACCCUUACAUCCAUGGGAUGUAUUCAGCACCACUGGCUCAGCCAGAGAGGGGUAGCAUGGCCAGUCUGGACCGCAUGGGUGGUCGUCGCUCACCUUCCAUCGACAGCAUCCGCAAGGACCCACGCUGGCGGGACCCAGAUCUCCCUGAGGUCAUUGCCAUGCUAGGCCACCCGAUCGACCCAGUCAAGUCCAACGCCGCUGCCUACCUGCAGCACUUGUGCUACGAAAAUGACAAGAUUAAGAAAGAUGUGCGUCAGCUGAAGGGAAUUCCAGUUCUGGUGGGUCUUCUGGAUCACCCCAAGUCUGAAGUCCAUCGUAAGGCUUGUGGUGCCCUGCGCAACAUCUCCUAUGGCAAGGACAAUGACAACAAGGUGGCCAUCAAGAACUGUGAUGGCAUCCCGGCCCUUAUCCGCCUUCUGAGGAAGACCAAUGACAUGGAAGUACGAGAACUCAUCACAGGAACCUUGUGGAAUCUGUCAUCCUAUGAACUGAAGAUGGUGAUCAUCAACCACGGCCUGCAAACCCUGACCAACGAGGUGAUAAUCCCCCACUCGGGUUGGGAGCAUGAGCCCAAUGAGGACUCAAAGCCGCGUGAUGCAGAGUGGACCACCGUGUUCAAGAACACCUCCGGCUGUCUCAGAAAUGUGAGCUCAGACGGGGCAGAGGCUCGGCGCAGACUGAGGGAAUGUGAGGGAUUGGUGGACGCUUUGCUGCACGCUCUUCAGUCAGCUGUAGGGAAGAAGGACAUGGACAACAAGUCUGUGGAGAAUUGUGUUUGUAUUAUGAGGAAUCUGUCCUAUCACGUACACAAAGAGGUGCCGGGGGCCGAAAAGUACCAGGACCCGUCGGCGCUACAAGCCCCAGGUUCAGCGGGACCACAAAGGAAGAAGAAAGACGAUGCUGGCUGCUUCGGAGGCAAGAAGGCCAAAGAGGAAUGGUUUAAUCAAGGCAGAAAAAACGGUGAGAAUGACAAAAGCUACGACACAUUGGAUCUGCCUAAGCGCACAGAGCCAUCAAAAGGCUUUGAGCUGCUGUAUCAGCCAGAGGUGGUGAGGCUCUACCUCUCUCUGCUGACGGAGAGCCAGAACUAUAACACCCUAGAGGCAGCUGCUGGGGCUCUGCAAAACCUCAGCGCUGGACAGUGGACUUGGUCCAGCUACAUCCGAGCCACAGUGCGGAAGGAGAAAGGUCUUCCCAUCCUGGUGGAGCUGCUGCGCUCUGACUCUGACAAGGUGGUCCGAGCUGUGGCCAUCGCUCUGCGCAACCUGUCCAUUGACCGCCGCAACAAGGAUCUAAUCGGAAGUUAUGCCAUGCGGGACUUGGUGAGCAACCUGCCCAGCGGUCAGCAGCGACCAGCCAAGAACCUGGAGGAGGACACUGUGGUGGCCAUCCUCAAUACCAUUCACGAGAUCGUCACCGACAGCUCUGAAAACGCACGCUCCCUCAUCCAGGCCCAGGCCAUCGAGAAAUUGGUCGCCAUCAAUAGGACCAGCCAAUCAGCACGUGAAACGAAGGCAGUCCAUGUGCUGCAGACAGUGUGGAGUUAUAAGGAGCUGAGGAACGCGUUGGCCAAGGACGGGUGGAACAAAAGCCACUUCCAGCUCACUGUGACGGCCACUCCUAAAGCAACCAAGAACGGCAAGCCGGGCUACGAUGACACCACUCUGCCGCUGAUGGAGAAGAACCAAG
Molecule: messenger RNA, 1736 nt
Organism: Maylandia zebra (zebra mbuna)
Lineage: Eukaryota; Metazoa; Chordata; Actinopteri; Cichliformes; Cichlidae
Source: RefSeq, a predicted model, not a curated record